Molecule: messenger RNA, 546 nt
Organism: Anisakis simplex (herring worm)
Lineage: Eukaryota; Metazoa; Nematoda; Chromadorea; Rhabditida; Anisakidae
Source: the annotation of a GenBank genome assembly
AUGGCGUUGUUGGAUUUGCAAUUAUUUGAUGAAGUUCGCCGAAUGAACAUACGCCAACUUCUCUAUCAAGGUCUCAACUUCGCUAUGAUUAUUUGCUCUGCUGUUAUGAUCUGGAAAGGACUCAUGGUUGUAACUGGCUCUGAGAGUCCUAUAGUCGUCGUUCUGUCCGGCUCUAUGGAGCCUGCAUUCUACAGAGGUGAUUUACUGAUGUUAACGAACGAUCAUUCGGACCCGGUCCGUACUGGUGACAUUACCGUAUUCAAAGUUGAAGGACGCGAUAUUCCAAUUGUUCAUCGAGUAAUUAAAGUGCAUGAAAAAAGUAAUGCAGAAACUAAAUUCCUCACCAAAGGUGACAACAACCAGGUUGAUGAUCGAGGGCUCUACGCCCCGGGACAGUUCUGGCUGACAAGAAAAGAUGUUGUUGGCCGUGCGAAAGGUUUCGUACCAUAUGUGGGUAUGGUCACAAUUUUAAUGAAUGAUUAUCCGAAAUUGAAGUACGCAGUAUUGGUUGGGCUGGGUGCCUUUGUUCUUCUUCAUCGGGAAUAA